AUGCACAUUCUCGUUCAAUCUUCUUCUGGGGAGAUAUUUGAAGAGUGCCUCCUUGUGCCCGUUCCUGGAACAGAAGACAAUCCUGUACAAAACCUGUAUAAAGAUAAAAAUAUAGCAGAAAAAAAUGAAGAGAUGUGUGUGGAAGAGACAGAAGACAGCCCUUGUGAAAAUAAACAUAAUGCAAACACAGGAGACUGUGUGGAGAAAAGACCGUCUAUCCUCGAAAUUAGAAAAAAUGAGUAUGCAGAUAUACGGUGCACUUUCAUCGACGCAGGGAGCAUUGAAAUACUUGGUCUGCGGCACUCUGGCAAGUCUCUGUUUAUGGCAGAGCUUCUUGCAAUAAACUCUCAUCUGUCGCCCACCCUCAUAAUUACAAAGGGGCCUGUUCCCUCUAUAAACCACACGAGGAUAUACACAGCAACAAGCAUAGAUAAAAUGAAUGCGAGACUCGAGUCUAUCAUCACAGAUAGCAGCGGUGUAAGAGGCAGAGUUCUUGGAAUAGACGCGCUAAACACAAUACUCUUUUCAAACGACAAGCCAGAAAAGGAAAAACAGCUGUUUUUUUUGCUAAAAAUACUGAACUGUCUGGGCACGCGCGUGCUUGUAGUUAACAGCCUGCUGGAGAUAGUUAAGAAGACAUCCAACUUCUACAGCAGAAGCAUACUCUUCAAGCCAUUACCCCACUAA
This is a messenger RNA of Nematocida minor, 687 nucleotides long. RefSeq lists its product as uncharacterized. The transcript has a single exon. The record is from RefSeq and is a predicted model, not a curated record. Bases 1 to 687 code for a protein of 228 amino acids. Lineage: Eukaryota; Fungi; Microsporidia.